CCUAUUGGUCGGUCCCUCUGACUCGACGUCAUAGUCGCCGGUCCGCGCUGUUGUUUACAUCAGUUCAUGUUUUAAUCGCCAGAUGUGCUUCAGUCAGGAUGAUGCAGCUGUUUUAACGUUACACACCGAAAUGUACAAAGACCCCGCCAUAGAGGAGGGAGGUUCCGGUUAACGCUCCCGACUGUCACCUGAUUUCAAGAGGAAACGUGCAUCGACUCGGAGACUGGUUGUCUUUGUGCUUUACCUCCUAAACUCGGCAGCUCAAAACCUCACUGAAGGAACGGCGUAAUGUGAAAAAGGGAACCGUCAGAGUCCGAGAAGCCGGUCUGACUUCACCAAACUGGCCGCAGCUUUUAGUGGAUCCACGGAGCUCAUGAAGACACAUCUGUUGUGAGUGGUUUUGGUGUGUUGUUGGUCAUAAUGUCGGACACAGAAAUGUCUCUACCUUUGGUCCGGAGGGUCAGCUAUGCGGCGGGACACUUUCUCAACGAUCUGUGCGCCUCCAUGUGGUUCACCUACCUGCUGGUGUUCUACCACUCAGUGCUGGGAUUCCAAAACACCAAUGCAGGCGUGUUGCUGCUGGUCGGGCAGAUCGCUGAUGGCGUCUGUACGCCUCUGAUCGGCUACGAGUCUGACCGAACGCCUGGCUGUGGAAACUACGGCAAGAGGAAGACGUGGCAUUUAGUGGGUACCCUCAGUGUGAUCAUGUCGUUUGCCUUCAUCUUCAACCAGUGUCUGGGCUGCGACUCUUUCACCCCUCAGUGGGCCAGUCUGGUCUACUUCGUCCCGUUCAUCAUCAUCUUUCAGUUCGGCUGGGCCGCCACGCAGAUCUCCCACCUGUCCCUCAUUCCAGAGCUGGUCACCUGUGAACACGCUAAAGUGGAGCUCACUGCAUACAGGUAUGCGUUCACUGUGAUCGCCAACAUCACCGUCUACGCCAUGGCUUACCUGCUGUUCCACCUGCAGGCCGGAGGAGACGACGACCCGCUGAGCGAUGAGCUCGGACCCAGAGACAUCCCUGUGUUCAGGAAUCUGGCAUUAAUCGUGUUGGGGAUCGGCGCUCUCUUCUCCAUCUUCUUCCACGUGGGAACCACUGAGAAGAGACCCGGAGACGACGAGGAAAGGAGGAGGAAGAGGAUGGAGGAGGAGGAGGAAGAGGAGGCGGAGGGGGAGCGGAGGCCUCUGCUGUCUCGAUCUGAACCUUCUGCGCCUUUACUGCAGUGGAAAUGUUGGCUGGAGCAGCCGUCGUUCUACCAGGUGGCUUUACUCUACAUGUGCACCAGAUUAAUCGUCAAUCUGUCCCAGACGUAUAUCUCAAUGUAUCUCAUCAACACUCUGCAGCUGCACAAGAAGUUCAUUGCGACGAUCCCUCUGGUGAUGUACGUGAGCGGCUUCCUGUCUUCUUUCAUCAUGAAGCCUCUCAGUAAACUCAUCGGAAAGUGCCUCACCUACUUUGUGGGCCUGCUGCUGAUCAUGGCCUUCUCCUACUGGGUGCUGCUGGAGGCUCAGAUGGGUCAGCAGGUGUACGGGGCGGCGGUGCUGCUGGGGGCCGGAUCAGCCACCAUCCUGGUCAUAUCGCUGGCCAUGACGGCCGAGCUCAUCGCCGAUCAGACGCAAAGUGGAGCGUUCGUCUACGGGGCCAUGAGCUUCACCGAUAAGGUGGCCAACGGAGCGGCUGUGAUGAUCAUCCAGGCUCUGCAUCCCUGCCAUACGGUGGGUUGCUGUCCGGCCUGCGUCUGGUUCUAUCACUACGUCAUGGUUUUCGUAACGGGAGGCGUCGCCGUGGUGGCAGCGUUGGGUCUCUGCUCCAUCCUCAUCUGGCCCAUCAAGAUCCGCCUCCGGAACGAAGCGACCGGACUCAACUAACGGCAUCUCCUCCUGCAGCAGUCGCACACAAACGCUUUCACUUUUGUUUCUUUCUUGCCUUCGUUUGGAGUUUUUCAGGGAAAAGCAGCGAUGACUCAGCAGGAUUCCUGACUGGCUGCUCAUCUGGACUAAAACCAGAAGAGCUUUACUGACAUUCACAGAUGUUUCCAGCCUGGAUCUGGUUUUCUCAUCAUUUUCCAAAAGAUUUGAAGUCACUCUAAAAGCCCGGUUAUUGCAGGAGCAUGGACCUGUAGACAGAAUAUUACAUCCUUCAUUAUUUUAUUACUGGAUCGAUGAAACGGGGCAAAGAAAAGAAAAACAGAACAGAGACGUGCAGAUUUUCUCUGCUGGAAAUGAUGAUGACAGGAUUCAGAAAAGAAAAGAAGUGGAACUAGACACUCUAAAAUCAAUUAAUUCAAACAUUAACUCAGCAGGAAUGUGAACUAUUUAUCUGUUUCAGCUCAGUCUAAACCGGAAAGCAGACAUUUCUGACAGAUCUGUGGGUGUUUCCAGGUGGAAUAAUGUCCUUAAGGAGCCUUAAUAUAAUUAAGUUUCCGUUUAUUAAACCAGUGUUCAGUAUCUGAGCUGCUGGUACCAUCAGAGAUCUAAUAUCCAGCAUAAAACUCCGCUGAUUAUCGACCCGUUUAUUGGUAUUUUUGUAGCCGGAAAUGCGCUAGUUUGGCUCUGAAGCGGCUGCCUUUACACACCAAUCAAGACUCAUAGAUAAAUGCAGACAAAUUCUCUUUUAAUUUAACAAAAACAAAAUGAAACAAGUGGAACAAAAUUGGAGUUUGUGUUACUCUAAAUUCCGAUAUCGUUUAGUGGUCUUCACGAUUACUUAUGUUGGUGUCUAACCUGAAGAAAAACCAUUGGUUGACCCCUAAUUUAGUCUCAGAUGAUGUUGCUCUGAAUUAUCUGAACAUAACGGAUGGUUGUGAAGCUUCUUGUUGAGUUUGAGCCUCUAAACUACAUUUCCAACUCAACAUGUGAACACGACAGCUUACUGAGCUUAAGUUCUCCUCCAGGCCUGCUUUGUCUGCUGAACACAGAGAACUAAACCGAUCCCAAAACUCCAGAAACGUCCGAGUUCCAGCAUCAGUGUGUCUGAUAAAAGCUUCAUCACAUCAGUAGAAAGUGUUACUGAUUAAACAACACAGUGAUGGACGUAUCUGAGGGAAACAGGCGUGAUGUGAGAGCAGUGACUGGAUGUUUUAAUCAGCUGAGAAUUGUGGAAAAUGAUGAGGAAAGAAGCUCGUUAAACCAGGAAGGGAACAUCUCAUGACUGCUAAAGGGAACCGUUCUCCUCUUAUGAGGGACUGAACACGAUGAAGGGAACCAGAGGAUUUGUGGAACAGUUGAGAUGCAGGGUGCUAACAGCUGAUGUCCUCUCAGUAUUUAGUGACAUCAGAUAGUUAGCGGUUAAACCUGUCCUUGAAGGAUCUUUCAGUAAUAAUAAAUCACUACAGCGAGAAGGACGACACACAGACGGCGCUGAAGCAGGAACUUCUCUGGGCGGAUUUCAACGUGAAGCACUUUGUUUGUGAGAUCUGGAUUCUGAGUGACUUUAAAGCAGCUUCGGAGCGUCUCCGGUUGCUUCUAUUUGUGUGGAUUUUAUGAGGAAAAAGCACUAUUUGGGGUUUUCUCCCUUCAGGAACAACCGCUCGGUGUUUUGUAGGGAUUCCUCUGCGUGAGUCGUUGUACUUUAUACGUGGUUUUACAAUCAAAAGGAAUAUUAUGGUACAGAUAUUUUUCUAAUCAAAACAAACUUGAACUCUGUUUGAUAUUAUGAGAAUUAAAAGGGAUCAAUGCUAUAAAAUGUAUUACUAUGACAUGUAAAUAUCAAUAGAAGGGAAUUAGAGCUGUGAAUGGGGAGCAGGUGGGGAAACUUUUUGUUCAACCAAAGCUUUGGCUGAAUCUCUCAGCUCAACUACUCUGUGUUUACUGUGUUUAUGACUGAUCCUGUGUGUUUGAUGAAGGGACAAAUUAAACGGGUUUAAGGUGGAACACUG
Acanthochromis polyacanthus (spiny chromis) is the source of this 3875-nucleotide messenger RNA. Its product is annotated as major facilitator superfamily domain-containing protein 12-like. The coding region runs from base 421 to 1866 and encodes 481 amino acids. Gene Ontology annotation, biological process: carbohydrate transport. The transcript has 12 exons. Gene Ontology annotation, cellular component: membrane. The record is from RefSeq and is a predicted model, not a curated record. NCBI's taxonomy places the organism in Eukaryota, Metazoa, Chordata, Actinopteri, Pomacentridae. Gene Ontology annotation, molecular function: symporter activity.